This is a messenger RNA of Siniperca chuatsi (mandarin fish), 4823 nucleotides long. RefSeq names its product inositol polyphosphate 5-phosphatase K (gene inpp5ja). The transcript has 13 exons. Gene Ontology annotation, molecular function: phosphatidylinositol-3,4,5-trisphosphate 5-phosphatase activity; phosphatidylinositol-4,5-bisphosphate 5-phosphatase activity. The record is from RefSeq and is a predicted model, not a curated record. The coding region runs from base 1544 to 3973 and encodes 809 amino acids. Gene Ontology annotation, cellular component: ruffle; plasma membrane; cytoplasm. NCBI's taxonomy places the organism in Eukaryota, Metazoa, Chordata, Actinopteri, Centrarchiformes, Sinipercidae. Gene Ontology annotation, biological process: phosphatidylinositol dephosphorylation; negative regulation of peptidyl-serine phosphorylation.
UUAUAAAUGGUUUAGAUGUAUGUUGUGUGAGUGUGGGGUGUAAACAGUUAAAGGGGCACUCCACUGAUUUUACGUACAACUUUCGGUUUACUCUUCAGGAGGAGCAGCCUAUCACACUCAGCCUGUAUAAUGUCAAAUACAAUGCUGGAGUGCUUCCUCUGACUAAACUGGGUGCAAUUUCUUGGUGUUUUUAGAGUGCUGCUAUCCCAGUUCACACGCUGUCUAAUGUUUUCUGUGGCUCUGGAGGGAGUGUUGUAAAGUGUCAGAAAAUAACCCUUGUGAUGUCAUUGGGGUUAUCUUGGCUGGGCUUGAGAUUUCACAUUUAUAACAGAAAGCUUAUAAAAACAGAAACUUAUAGAAACUCAACUUGUGGCUUGAGUUUAAAAGACAUGGUGUGUUUUGUGAGCUCAAUAGCUGGUAUGCUGCUUUAAUUCUCAGGAUUCCUUUAAUAAUUCUAAUUGCAGCAUCUUUUCUAAUGGGCAUAUUGACACAUUGCACAGUUCAUCUGCCGACUAAUUUAUGUACUUUACUUAAGUACUACCAGAACUGAAGCUAUUAUUAAUAAUCAUCAUCAUCAUCACAGGUUGUCUUUAAAAAACAGGUAUUGUGUGUAUUUAGUAGGAGAAGGUUUGGUCACUGUAACUGCAAUAAAUAUUAAUUUGGAGGUUAUAUUAGGAAGCAGGACAAUAUUAGGAAAAUCGCACCCUAAUAAUGAAACACCACAAACAUGGGUCCUCAAAAUGACUACAUUGAAUCAACACCUUUUUGACAUAGUAUCUAUAAAAAUGUAACUCUAUAAGAUACUAGCACAAAAGUAGUUUUAAUUACAGCAUUACUUUAAUAAUUGCAUUAGAUUUUAGGGGUGUCCGUGCUACAGUGUCCAGCCCCGACCAGCUAGACGCUCUUUGCUCAGCUGUUAUACAGAGGGAGCAGAUAGGUAGCUUUGCCAGCCUGAAAUUUAAUUAUUGGCACGCUAAUCAAUUCUCCCUAUCGGUGACGCACUAAUGUCAGAUUAAUGCGUCACUGAUAGAACAGAUGCUCAAUUAUUUAUGGCCGGCUGCACUUUGGCAGCUGCUUUUUGUUUUGCCGUUCCUGCUUUGCCCGCCCCCAGGUGCUCAUAUGUUUUACCCAGAGAGAGAGAGAGAGAGAGAGAGAGAGAGGUGCACUGAGAGCGCGCGUGAUGGGUCGGUGUGCAAGAGGUGCAGGCGAGAUGCUGACCGAAAAGUGCACAGCUGCUCCGGCCAACUGCGCUGCGCUAUAGACAGUGAUAAGUACUAUGAGGUGUAAUCAGCUGUUGUAUUGUAGUACAAACAUCACCAUGCAGGAGUCCGGACACAUCAAGCGUGACCGCCCUCUGUCCUGACAGCCCUGCGGCGCGGUCUGCACAGUGACGGAGACGGUACCGACGGUGGGUCCUGCAGGCUGGCUGGGUCGGUCUGUCUCCGGACCAUAAAUCGAUCUGGCUCUCGCCUUUAUGUGACAACCCUGUCGCGUUGAUUUGCUUGCGAGACAAAAAGGAUACAGAUGCUCUUCCCCUCUGUGAAUGUGUGAGAUCACCUUUGCGGUUCACCUUGGAAAUAAAAAAAAAAAUAAAAAAAAUACGCAUGAAAGGUUGAUGGAUCGCACGCAGCAGAAACAAAUCAGUACUGACCCUUGUGGGCCCAAAGUGCAACCUGGACCCUGUGCAUCGAUCGGAGCCGGUCCAGCUUUAUCUCCACAGCUUGCAAUCCAGGAACCCCUUCUCAUCAGCCCAUCAGAGGUGCUCAACAGACAGUCUGGACUGAGUCCCAUGCAGGCUGCAGUUGCACCUAUGAAAGUGACAGACCAAAUGCAGUCAGGGUCCACUUCAGCAACUCUGGCAAGCAUAAGCCGGCCAAGGCCGACUGCUCUUGGAACUAAACCUGCUCCAAAGACGACCAGAAUCUCAGUGGACCCCUCCAAGGAAAUAGAUUUAAUCCCAGUUUGUAUCCCAGGACCUCAGAGUGCCAAUGUCCUGCCGCAUUCCCCAACAGAGUCCUCCUCCUCCCUUCACAGUCCUCAGAGUCCCCACAGCCCUCAGUCUUACACCAGCCAGCCUUACCUGAGCCCCAACCCCAACCUGCCCUCCAGCCUCAGCCCCAAACCCAGCCUGAGUCCUCAGCCACAGAGGACCCCCUCACCUGGGAGCUCAACACAGAGCCAAGUGCAGUCCAACAAGCCAGGAGGAGAGGACAAUGACUUCAGGGUGUACAUCGUCACAUGGAACGUGGGAUCAGCUGUCCCACCAGAUGACAUCACUUCUCUGUUCGGACCAAAUGUUUCAGAUGGGAGCGUCGACAUGUUUAUCAUUGGACUCCAGGAAGUCAACUCCAUGAUAAACAAGCGGCUGAAGGAUGUUCUUUUUUCAGACCAGUGGAGUGAGCUUUGCAUGGACACACUCAGUCCUUUUGGAUACGUUUUGGUGGCGUCCCAGCGUAUGCAGGGAGUGCUGCUGCUGGUUUUCUCUAAAUUCUGCCAUCUUCCAUUCCUCAGAGGCGUGCAGACAGAGAGUACACGCACAGGACUUGGGGGAUAUUGGGGGAAUAAAGGGGGUGUCAGCGCGAGGAUGACAAUGUUUGGCCACCCGGUGUGUUUUCUCAACUGUCACCUGCCAGCUCACAUGAGGAACCUGGAGCAGCGGAUGGAGGACUUUGAAAGCAUCCUGCAGCAGCAGCAGUUUGAAGGAGGGACUGCCACCGGUGUACUGGACCAUGAUGUCGUGUUUUGGUUUGGGGAUUUAAAUUUCCGUAUUGAAGACUAUGACAUCCAUGUGGUGAAAUGUGCCAUCGACAGCAAUAAGCUGCCUCUUCUGUUGGAGCGAGAUCAGCUCAACAUGGCGAAAAACACAGAGCCCAUCCUGGAAGGCUUCAACGAGGGACCCCUCAAAUUCCCACCUACCUAUAAGUUUGAUGUGGGCACUCAUACGUACGACACCAGUGCUAAGAAGAGGAAACCUGCCUGGACGGAUCGCAUCCUCUGGCGCCUUCGUCGUACCGGCUCCCCAGUUCCUACCCACAAUGCAGCACUGCAGCGGGGUCUGACCUCGUGGUUGGGUGGGGCGACUAAAGUGACACAGCAUGUGUACCGAAGUCACAUGGGCUUCACCAUCAGUGACCACAAGCCUGUUUCUGCCUUGUUUUCACUGCAUGUGAGACAAUGUUUCCUCAAAUACACUUUCCCAUUCAAGGUGGAUAUGCCCCUGGUGGAGCUGCAGGUAAACAAGGAGUGGUAUAAAGUCUCAGAUGCUACAGUCAGAUUCACUGUUGCAUCAACUUAUCAGCGCAGCUCAUGGGACUGGGUAGCGAUAUACAAGGUUGGGUUCAGACAUCACAAAGAUUACCAAGCCUACAUAUGGGCCAAGGGAGAGCAUGCAACACAGGUGACGUUUUCAGAGGAGGAUUUGCCAAGAGAUGAUUGUGAAUACAUCCUGGGCUACUACAGUAAUAAUAUGAACAGUAUUGUUGGAUUGUCAACACCAGUUCAGAUCAAGCUUCCAGUCCACAGCCCCACCUCGCGCCGCUCCGACAGCUCAGACGUCAGCUCAGAAGAUGACAGCACUCUGGUUCUGCUUGCUGUAAACUCCCGCAGCCCGAGCCCCAAAACCGGCAAACACCACCAUCGCCACCGUCGUAGCCGCAGCCCCGCUGUUCCUGCUCUAUCUUCCAACCCCCUCCCCUCUCUGCAGAGCCUCAGUCUCUGUCCUCGCUCCAAAGAAGGCCAGACUGGCAGCCGCUCUCCCUGCUCUGCUGCUAAGAAGGAGCGCCUGGUCUCCCCCAACACUGUGCAGUCUCCCACCAUCAGCCCGCUCAGUCCCCGCAGCCCUGUGUCUCCAGGUGGUGGGGUGACUGCACCGGAGGCCCUGAUCGCUGCUAUCUUAGGUGAACACAGACCAGCUCAGGUUAGCCCCACAGGGGUCAAACAGAUAGGAAAGACAGGGGAAACAAACACUGCAUAGAAUAUAAACAUCAAUAGUUAAAAGGAGGUACUGUACAAGGAGAACGAUGGAAAUAUCCUCGCAUUCAGAGUCUGAUCUGAUCCCACAAAGUCACUGUGCUCGUAGAAGCAGCACAUUUAAUGACCCCUAAUGUAGUUUGCAAACAUUCCGCAUUGUAGCCCUGCAGCUCUCUGUUUCUGAGUCUACCAUCAUCUCAUACACUGUGUGUAUCUCGGAGUCAAAGAUGUGUCCAGACUCCCGACAACAAGUGCUUUUAUAGACUCAUAAGCUAAUAUCAUACGUAAACAAACAUGUUGAAUGUGAAACCAAAGUCAGAGUAAACCUGUGAUGGAUGUGACCAGUUAUUUUUGACAGCAAUAUGGAUCCAUGUAAACAGUCCCAUAUCAAAAUAAGGACCCGGGACCAGAAGUAUUGGUGGUAUCAUAAUUCACAACAGAGAGAGAGAGAGUGUGUGUGUGUGUGUGCGUGUGUGUGUGUGUGUGUGUGUGUGUGUAGGCCUAUGUGUUAAAACAUAAAUUAAAUGUGUGAAACGUGCAUUUUUGACCAGAUGAUGGUUUACAAUUUUAACUCUAUAGUUCUUGGUCUGUAUUCAUAAAAUGAAUCUAAUAUAUCCAAGAAUAAAGAUAGAGCAUUUCACCACACCAUUCGAUCUGAGAUUUUACAUGUGACCUUGUGACUUGAACAACAAUCUUAGAUCGAUGCUCUUAUUCUUAGCAGCUUUGUGAAUACAGAUCUUAUUCUAUAGAGCUCGGUGAGUGAAUAUUUAGGCUAAUGUCUUUGUUUUGCUUCAAGGAAAAAAGUGUUGUGUAACUGUGUGAGUGUGCAAAUAAAACAACAAAUGGAAAGUAAA